CUCGUGAGCUCAUAAUCGACAUUAAUUUUUCAUUAAUUUUAAAAAAAUAUGAAUUUCUCAAUAAAGUCUAUUCUGAACGCAAUGGCUGUAUUCGGGUUCGCACUUGGUGCUAUUGCUCACCCAAGACCCGUUCGCUCCGCUGCUGCGGACAACCCCUGUAAUCUGGUGCUGACUGAAGACCCUGUAGAGCCUUCCGACUACAAGAGCAGACUUGCUGACAUACAGACCAGAUCUGAGGGUAUCGAGCUUGACGCUCAGGGCAUUAAGACACAGCUUAAAGAAUCUGGAAAAGUGCAUUCAUUUACUGCAAGGAUUUUGGAUAGAAAAGCUUUUCUGGAUUCAGAGAGAGUAACCGUUUCGCAGGAUAAAACAUCAGCAGCUAUAAAUAAUCAGGUUGAGGCUUUACAAUCCCACUACGAAUUCCUUUUCGAGUACAUCGUCCAUAUCCAGGACAUUAAGGUCGCCGACAGUCUGAGCACGAACAUCGACGUCGCCAAUGAUGAACUGCUAAAAGCCCUUGACAGUCUUGAGAACAAGCUUCAAAGCACAGCCUGCAGUGUCGUACUCGCACUAAGAGCCAAAGGAAGUGAUAUGCCCGAAUACGAGCCGACACUGUUAGAAAAUUAUACUUCAUCUUCCUAUCCCGCCGUUUACAACGCUUACAUUCUGGCCAACGACGGUGUCAAACUGAGCGCUUACCUCAAACAAAUGUAUGGUGAAAUUUCAAAUGCAAAUUAGGAUUAGUUUGGCAGUGAUAUUUUAAGGUUGAAGUUUAAAGAAGAUCUUUUGCAUGACGUUUUUAUUAUAUGGUAUUCUUUUUGAGUGUGCCAAACGAAAUGCAGAGCCUUAUAGAAAUACUAUUAAAAUGGACGCUCCAUAUGCCGCUUCUAUUGCCAAUAUAGUACAUGUUUUAAUUUUUUUUAUUUAUGUAUUUAUUUAUCUAUUUAUUGCCAGUGUCUUUCAAUGCAAUUUUAUACAUUUUACAAGUGUACGUAUUUACAUGUUGUUGAAUAUUGUUGAUGUUUUUCUGCUAUACUUUUUAUACUCUUACCUUCAUCGGAAGACUAUUUGCAAUACACAUAGGGUACCAAUCUGAUUGUCCUCUUUGGCAAUUUUAUUUUCGCUGUUUGUCUCUUGUUAGGGCAUCUUUAUAAUUGCAUAAACGCUGAUACUGAAAAUCUCAUAAGUAUAGCUAACACUUUUAGGUGAAACAGUUUUAUCGAAUAAACUUGCGCAAAUAAUUUGCUCAGGAAUUGCUUAUUUUCUUUUUAUCUUUUUCAUUUCCAAGAUCUGUUUUUACACACGUUUACAUUAUACUCUUUCUCUAUUACUUAUUGUUUUACUAGAUUAAAUGUUGAUGUUUGAAUGUAUUUAACUGUGUGAGUGUAUUUAUUUGUGUAACUGUUGUUGUCUAAACCAUCUUUAAACAAAUGUGAUAUGCUAUACUUUCAAACACAUAAUCCUUUUUAUGUUAACGUUUUUACAUUCAUUUACAUGUUGUAUGUUUUACGUUUAAGCUCAA
Messenger RNA from Mya arenaria, 1522 nucleotides. RefSeq lists its product as uncharacterized. The record is from RefSeq and is a predicted model, not a curated record. The coding region runs from base 49 to 738 and encodes 229 amino acids. Lineage: Eukaryota; Metazoa; Mollusca; Bivalvia; Myida; Myidae. The transcript has 4 exons.